This is a messenger RNA of Leptidea sinapis, 852 nucleotides long. RefSeq names its product salivary glue protein Sgs-4-like. The transcript is spliced from 3 exons. Gene Ontology annotation, molecular function: metal ion binding. NCBI's taxonomy places the organism in Eukaryota, Metazoa, Arthropoda, Insecta, Lepidoptera, Pieridae. The coding region runs from base 124 to 852 and encodes 242 amino acids. The record is from RefSeq and is a predicted model, not a curated record.
GUCACACAGAACUACGCUAAAAACCACAACACUUCUGAGUCCUGAGUACUGGCAUAGGCUACACGACUCACACGAGUACGUUUAGUGCUAACAGCUAAAGUUUUGAAAUUGGGAGUUUUACUUAUGAAUCAAAUCCUGAAAAUGCAAGAAACUGAUUCACCAAGAAGAAUUGGAGUGCAGGAGAAUUUGAUACAUUUUCGUUCGUCUGAAAAUUUAAAAAAUAUGAAGAAGUUUAGAAGAUUAAAAAGAGAAAUUGGAGUGACUCCGAGUACCCAAAUAGACGCAAUGCAACCUGCAACCACAAAAAAACCUUAUGUACAGCCCGAGCCACCCGCAGAGGUGGGCCAGCCGCCCGCAGUGCUGGCCCAGCCGCCCGCAGAGGUGUCCCAGCCAACCGCAGAGGUGGCCCGGCCGCCCGCAGUGGUUGCCCAGCCGCCCGCAGAGGUGUCCCAGCCACCCGCAGAAGUGGCCCAGCCUCCAGCAGAGGUGGCCCAGCCUCCCGCAGAGGUGGCCCAGCUACCCUUAAAGCCGCCACCACCACAUUCGGAGCCUGUGGUACAGACCAAUGUUAAAGGUAUAUGUCGUGAUUUUAUACGAGGAACGUGCAAUCGUGAAGGGACAUGUAAGUUCUCUCAUAAUUGUGAUAGUUCCACUGAUUUAGUGGGCGUCUACACUUUUUGUCGUGAUUAUCAAACUAAAAAGUGUAGAUAUCUAUCUAGAUGCAAAUAUGUACAUGCUAAUAUAUUCGAGGAGCAAAGGUUUUAUAGAACCGGGUACUUACCACCACAUGCAUUUGCAUGUGGUGGUAAAAACCCGAUGUACAAUAUACUAACAGAAAGACAAACAAAGUGA